Molecule: messenger RNA, 3082 nt
Organism: Chrysochloris asiatica (Cape golden mole)
Lineage: Eukaryota; Metazoa; Chordata; Mammalia; Afrosoricida; Chrysochloridae
Gene: TRIM71
Product: tripartite motif containing 71, E3 ubiquitin protein ligase
Exons: 4
Coding region: 47-2668 (873 amino acids)
Biological process (GO): proteasome-mediated ubiquitin-dependent protein catabolic process; protein polyubiquitination
Molecular function (GO): ubiquitin protein ligase activity; zinc ion binding; protein binding
Source: RefSeq, a predicted model, not a curated record
CUCCUCUUCCUCUCUGGUCUCCUCCCUCCUCUGGGCCGGGUUGCAAAUGGCUUCGUUCCCUGAGACCGACUUCCAGAUCUGCCUGUUGUGCAAGGAGAUGUGCGGUUCGCCCGCACCACUCUCCUCCAACUCGUCUGCAUCGUCGUCGUCUUCACAGACCUCUACGUCGUCGGGGAACUGCGGUGGCGGUAGCGUCCCUGGAGCCACCGCACGCCGCCUGCACGUCCUGCCCUGUUUGCACGCUUUCUGCCGCCCGUGCCUCGAAGCGCACCGGCUGCCGGCAGCGGGCGGUGGCGCUCCGGGAGAGCCGCUCAAGCUGCGCUGUCCCAUCUGCGACCAGAAAGUGGUGCUGGCCGAGGCAGCGGGUAUGGAUGCGCUGCCCUCUUCUGCCUUCCUACUCAGUAACCUGCUUGAUGCUGUGGUAGCCACGGCUGACGAGCCGCCGCCCAAGAACAACGGGCGUACGGGCGCACCGGCGGGCGCGGGUGGUCACAGCAACCACCGGCACCUCGCGCACCACGCGCACCCGCGUGCAUCCGCUUCCGCGCCGCCGCUCUCGCAGGCGCCGCAGCCACCCGUGCCGCCUCGCGCCGCGCCGGGGGGAUCGGCCGCCUCGCCGUCGGCGCUGUUGCUGCGCCGGCCUCACGGCUGUAGCUCAUGCGAUGAAGGCAACGCCGCCUCUUCGCGCUGCCUCGACUGCCAAGAGCACCUGUGCGACAACUGCGUCCGCGCGCAUCAGCGCGUGCGCCUCACCAAGGACCACUACAUCGAGCGCGGCCCACCGGGUCCUGCUGCCGCGGCUGCCGCCGCAGCACAGCAGCUCGGGCUUGGGCCGCCCUUCCCCAGCUCGCCCUUCUCCAUUCUCUCGGUGUUUCCCGAGCGCCUGGGCUUCUGCCAGCACCACGACGACGAGGUGCUGCACCUGUAUUGUGACACUUGCUCGGUGCCCAUCUGUCGCGAGUGCACGAUGGGCCGUCACGGAGGCCACAGCUUCAUUUACCUCCAAGAAGCGCUGCAGGACUCACGGGCCCUCACCAUCCAACUACUGGCAGAUGCCCAGCAGGGCCGCCAGGCAAUCCAACUGAGCAUCGAGCAGGCCCAGACCGUGGCAGAACAGGUGGAGUUGAAGGCAAAGGUGGUGCAGUCAGAAGUCAAAGCUGUGACAGCAAGGCACAAGAAGGCCCUGGAAGAGCGGGAAUGCGAGCUGCUGUGGAAGGUAGAGAAGAUCCGCCAGGUGAAAGCCAAGUCUCUGUACCUACAAGUGGAGAAGCUGCGACAAAACCUCAACAAGCUUGAGAGUACCAUCAGUGCGGUCCAGCAGGUCCUAGAGGAGGGCAGAGCACUGGACAUCCUGCUGGCCCGAGACCGCAUGCUGGCCCAAGUGCAGGAGCUGAAGACUGUGCGGAGCUUUCUGCAGCCCCAGGAAGACGAUCGGGUCAUGUUCACGCCCCCUGACCAGGCCCUGUACCUGGCCAUAAAAUCCUUUGGCUUCGUCAGCAGUGGCGCCUUUGCACCCCUCACCAAGGCCACUGGUGACGGCCUCAAACGAGCCCUCCAGGGUAAGGUGGCCUCCUUCACUGUCAUUGGCUACGACCAUGAUGGGGAACCCCGCUUAUCUGGGGGUGACCUGAUGUCUGCUGUGGUCCUGGGCCCCGAUGGUAAUCUCUUUGGUGCAGAGGUGAAUGAUCAACAGAACGGGACUUACAUGGUAAGCUACCGACCCCAGCUGGAAGGUGAGCACCUUGUGUCAGUCACCAUGUGCAAUCAGCACAUCGAAAACAGCCCCUUCAAGGUGGUGGUCAAGUCAGGCCGCAGCUAUGUGGGCAUUGGGCUCCCAGGCCUGAGUUUUGGCAGCGAGGGUGAUAGUGAUGGCAAGCUCUGCCGCCCAUGGGGUGUGAGUGUGGACAAGGAGGGUUACAUCAUCGUCGCUGACCGCAGCAACAACCGCAUCCAGGUGUUCAAGCCCUGCGGUACCUUCCAUCACAAGUUUGGUACCCUGGGCUCCCGGCCUGGGCAGUUUGACCGGCCAGCUGGGGUGGCCUGCGACACCUCACGGAGGAUCGUGGUGGCUGACAAGGACAAUCAUCGCAUCCAGAUCUUUACCUUUGAUGGCCAGUUCCUCCUCAAAUUCGGUGAGAAAGGAACCAAGAAUGGGCAGUUCAACUACCCUUGGGAUGUGGCGGUGAAUUCUGAGGGUAAAAUCCUGGUCUCAGACACACGAAACCACCGGAUCCAGCUGUUCGGGCCUGAUGGGAUCUUCCUGAAUAAGUAUGGCUUCGAGGGGGCUCUCUGGAAGCACUUUGACUCCCCUCGAGGGGUGGCCUUCAAUCAUGAGGGCCACUUGGUAGUCACCGACUUCAACAAUCACCGCCUCCUUGUCAUUCACCCCGACUGCCAAUCUGCACGCUUCCUGGGCUCAGAGGGCACGGGUAAUGGGCAGUUCCUUCGUCCGCAGGGCGUGGCCGUAGACCAAGAAGGCCGAAUCAUCGUAGCCGACUCCAGGAACCACCGUGUACAGAUGUUUGAGUCCAAUGGCAGCUUCCUUUGCAAGUUUGGUGCGCAGGGCAGUGGCUUUGGGCAGAUGGACCGCCCCUCAGGCAUUGCUGUCACCCCCGAUGGAAUGAUCGUCGUGGUGGACUUUGGCAACAAUCGAAUCCUCAUCUUCUAAUCAUGUUUUCUAGGCUUCUCUGUUUGGGCUGUGCGUUUGCGUCUCUGUCUUUCUCUUUUUCUCUUUUUGAAUUUCAAAGAAGAAACCGUCUCAGGGAAAUUUCUUUUUUUCUUUUUUUUAAAAGAGAACAAGAAAAGUACAACAUUGCUUAAGUCCUACCUCAUCUUUAUUUUUUUACAGAUGAAUGUACUUCUCUUUUCUGCAGGGAUUGAACCUGUGAAGUGAUCAUUUCUAUCUACCUCAUAAAGCUUAACGUUUCCUUCUCCAGCAGGCUCUGUCCCCUCCUCCCACUGCCCCUCUGGCCCCAUGUGGGGGUGCAAUGUGCACAAGCCAGGCAUCUAUAAGGCUGGGGGAGGGUACUGGCUAUGUUUGGUGGGAUGCAUUCUGUAGCUUGAGCCAACAAAACACAAAAAA